UCAGAGCGACAGCAAAGACAUCCGCAUCCCAAGCAAAGCAACAGUGCUUGCCUUGUUCUCAUCCUACCCGCGUCCCCUUAGCUCCUCGAUACCCGUCUCGCCGAGCUCGGACAUCUCCAAAGGCCAGCACUUUGGGAGCGGAGCCGUUGCCGGUCCGGGUCAUCCAAGGCGCACGAAUAUGGCUUUCCAGCGGCGGCGCCACCGAUUGACUCCGGCGAUGCGGACCAAACCCGCAAUCUUUACCGCCACCUUGCUCGUCUUUCUUUUCAUUGCUUUCCUCUUCUUUUUCACACCUCGUCUCGAUGUUGACAGCCGCUCGCUCGCCGAGCCCUUCCACCGCAUCCGCGAUCGACCGAGGCGGGGCUUUAGGGAUCUACAGAGGGAACAUUAUCCUGGCAAUAAGAAGAAUGCCUCUAUUGAUGCGCAGCAGGAGGUAUCCCAUCCAGCGGUUUUUCAUAUUCCAAAUGAGGGAGAAAAAACCAAGUAUGAUCUUUGGAGUUCGAAGUUGUCCAAGUACUAUUAUGGUUGCUGCAAUGCUAGCAAAAAAUUUGCUGCUGCUGAAGUCAUUACUCUUCCAAACAGAUAUUUGAUGAUUGCAACAAGCGGAGGUCUGAAUCAACAAAGGACUGGAAUAACUGAUGCUGUUGUUGCAGCGCGCAUAUUGAAUGCGACUCUUAUUGUUCCGAGGCUUGAUCAGAGAUCUUUCUGGAAAGAUUCUAGUGAUUUUGCUGAAAUAUUUGAUGUUGAUUGGUUCAUCUCGGCUCUAUCAAAAGAUGUGAAAAUAAUAAAGCAGCUUCCGAGAAGGGGAGGCAAGGUCAUUAGAGGACCAUAUACUAUGCGUGUGCCAAGAAAAUGCAAUCCAAGAUGUUACCAAACCCGAGUCUUGCCUGUUAUGCUGAAGAAACAUGUUGUUCAGCUUACGAAGUUUGAUUAUAGGCUAUCAAACAGGUUGGAGACUGAUCUGCAAAAGCUUAGAUGUAGAGUAAAUUAUCAUGCUUUAAAAUUUACUGAUCCAAUUCAAAAUAUGGGCCAUACGUUAAUGAGUAGAAUGAGGACAAAGAGUAAGCAUUUUAUUGCUCUCCAUCUCAGAUUUGAACCCGACAUGCUUGCGUUCUCUGGCUGCUAUUAUGGUGGAGGAGAUGAAGAAAGGAGAGAAUUAGGAUUAAUCCGCAAACGGUGGAAAACUUUACAUAAAAACAACCCUGACAAGGAGCGUAGGCAUGGGAAGUGCCCUCUUACACCUGAAGAGGUAGGCCUCAUGCUUAGAGCUUUGGGCUUUAGCAAGGACGUCCACCUCUAUGUGGCUUCCGGCGAAGUAUAUGGCGGUGAAAAUACAUUAGCACCCUUGAAAGCCCUUUUCCCCAAUUUCCAUUCAAAAGAAACUUUGGCCAAAAAGGAACUGGCUCCAUUCUUCCCAUUUUCAUCUCGUAUGGCUGCUCUUGAUUUCAUUGUAUGUGAUCAUAGCGAUGUUUUUGUAACGAACAACAAUGGCAACAUGGCCAAGAUUCUUGCUGGUAGGAGGAGAUACUUUGAUCACAAGAGGACUAUACGGCCUAAUGCCAAGAAAUUGUAUUCUUUGUUCUUGAAUCGUUUCAACAUGACUUGGGAUGCAUUUGCUGCAAAGGUCCGAAAAUGUCAGAAAGGAUUCAUGGGGGAGCCUAAUGAGGUAAGGCCUGGAAGAGGCGAAUUUCAUGAAAAUCCGUCGAGUUGUAUCUGCGAAAAUACAGAGGCAAAGUUGAGGGCUUCACCCAUUUUUGACAAUCCUGCUGACAAUGAAGUGGAAGAUGAACGAGAAGCUGAUGAGGAUUCUGAAACUCCUGAUCUUGAUGAGGAAGGGGAAGAAGCCAUUCUACCAGAAGACGGCACAAUCAAUGAAACUGAAGCAGGUGUUGAUGAUCUUACAGUGAGAGGCCCAGAGGAACAGGAAUGGGAAGAAAUAUUUUCAGAUUAGUAACUUUCUUUUGAAUUGAAUUUUACCUUUUAUUUUAUUCAGAUUUACAUUCA
Messenger RNA from Dendrobium catenatum, 2004 nucleotides. RefSeq names its product O-fucosyltransferase 6. The record is from RefSeq and is a predicted model, not a curated record. The coding region runs from base 179 to 1951 and encodes 590 amino acids. The transcript is spliced from 11 exons. NCBI's taxonomy places the organism in Eukaryota, Viridiplantae, Streptophyta, Magnoliopsida, Asparagales, Orchidaceae.